Sesamum indicum (sesame) is the source of this 1951-nucleotide messenger RNA. It is a transcript of the gene MLS, whose product is annotated as malate synthase. Gene Ontology annotation, molecular function: malate synthase activity. The record is from RefSeq and is a predicted model, not a curated record. NCBI's taxonomy places the organism in Eukaryota, Viridiplantae, Streptophyta, Magnoliopsida, Lamiales, Pedaliaceae. Gene Ontology annotation, biological process: glyoxylate cycle. Gene Ontology annotation, cellular component: cytoplasm.
UCCCAUGCCCCCCACCCCACCUCUUUAUAUAAUUCGCUCGCCUCCCCACCUUCUUCAUUAUUUUACAGUGUAUCAAGAAGAAAAAGUUCUUGAUCGUCAAAAUGGUGGGUUUUGAGACCUUUCUUGAAGCUCCUUCCAAGGAAAUGAAAGGUGUUGUGGGGUACGACGUGCCUGAGGGUGUCGACAUCAGGGGAAGAUAUGACCCGGACUUUGCAAGAAUUCUGACCAAGGAUGCUGUCCAGUUUGUGGCUGGUCUGCAGAGGGAGUUGAGCCAUAUCAAGUAUGCAAUGGAGUGCAGAAAGGAGGCUAAGAUGAGGUACAACAAUGGGGCGCUGCCGGGAUUUGAUCCGGCCACAAAGUACGUCAGAGAAGGGGAGUGGGUUUGCGCAGCGCCGCCCCCCGCGGUGGCUGAUCGGCGGGUGGAAAUCACGGGGCCGGUGGAGAGGAAGAUGAUCAUUAAUGCACUCAAUUCUGGAGCCAAAGUUUUCAUGGCUGAUUUUGAGGAUGCACUCUCACCAAGUUGGGAGAACCUGAUGCGAGGACAAGUGAACUUAAGGGAUGCUGUUAAUGGGAAUAUAAGCUUCCAUGACAAGGCCAGAAAUAGAGUUUACAAGCUUAAUGAACAGACGGCUAAGCUUUUCGUCCGCCCCAGAGGCUGGCACCUGCCGGAGGCUCACAUCUUCAUUGACGGUGAGCCCGCCACCGGUUGCCUGGUCGACUUUGGCCUCUAUUUCUUCCACAAUUGGUCAGCGUUUCGCAAGACUCAAGGGGAAGGCUUCGGGCCCUUUUUCUACCUCCCGAAAAUGGAACACUCGAGAGAAGCUAGGAUAUGGAACAGUGUGUUUGAGAGGGCAGAAAGAAUGGCUGGAAUAGAAAAGGGGAGCAUAAGAGCCACUGUGCUGAUUGAAACUCUUCCUGCAGUGUUUCAAAUGGAUGAAAUUCUGUACGAGCUUAGAGAUCAUUCGGUUGGCUUGAACUGUGGUAGAUGGGAUUACAUUUUCAGCUACGUCAAGACGUUCCAGGCUCACCCUGAUCGCCUUCUGCCUGACAGAGUUCUCGUUGGCAUGACUCAGCAUUUCAUGAGAAGUUACUCUGACUUGCUCAUUAGGACCUGUCACAGGCGCGGAGUCCAUGCCAUGGGAGGAAUGGCGGCUCAGAUUCCUAUAAGGGAUGAUCCGAAAGCAAAUGAGGCAGCUCUAGAUUUGGUUAGGAAGGAUAAACUGAGAGAAGUGAGAGCAGGGCAUGACGGGACUUGGGCAGCACACCCUGGACUAAUCCCAGCUAUCAUGGAAGUCUUCAACAACAACAUGGGCAACAAAGCCAACCAAAUCCAGUCCGUGAAACGUGAAGACGCAGCCAACCUGACUGAGGAAGACCUCCUCCAGAUCCCAAGGGGCGUACGGACCAUGGACGGCCUCCGCCUCAACACAAGGGUUGGCAUCCAGUACGUGGCUGCAUGGCUCACCGGCUCUGGAUCUGUUCCCCUCUACAACCUCAUGGAGGACGCUGCAACAGCUGAAAUAAGCCGAGUGCAGAACUGGCAAUGGCUGAAAUAUGGUGUGGAAUUGGAUGGAGACGGCCUCGGCGUGAAGGUGACUCGAGACCUCUUCGGGAGAGUCGUUGAAGAGGAAAUGAGGAGGAUUGAGAGAGAGGUUGGGAAGGAUAAAUUCCAGAAGGGAAUGUACAAAGAGGCAUGCAAGAUUUUCACAAGGCAAUGCACAACACCAGUGUUGGAUGAUUUUCUGACCCUUGAUGCCUACAACCAUAUUGUGAUCCAUCAUCCCAAGGGAUCCUCCAGGCUCUAAACAAUUUCAUGCCUGGGAGAUCAAUUUCCUACGUUGUGAUUUCUACUCCACUGUAUCACCUGUUUGUUUAUGUGUGUGCUCUACUGUUUGCUGCAAAUAAAUCAUAAUGUCCGGUUUUAAUACAGUUGAGAUCUUUCCUAUGCGUA